UAGGGAAGUGAGGUCACGCAGUAUGGUGGCUGGGGGCCGGCGGGGCUGAGGCGCCGGUCGUGUCGGGAAUCCGUGUCCAUCUUGCUCGGGAGCUGCGGCGACGGUCUUGACUGUCUCGCUCCUAUCGAGCGGCGAGACCAAAGCCGCGAUGGCAUCCGAAACCGCAGGACUGUGAGGCAUCAGAACGAGAGUCAGCAGGCCGGGCAGAGCAACAGAACCGGGUCGCGGACGAGCCGAGCUGCCGUCAUGGAGCUGAGGGUUGGGAACCGGUACCGGUUAGGCCGGAAGAUCGGGAGCGGCUCCUUCGGGGAUAUCUACCUGGGAACUGAUAUUGCUGCUGGAGAAGAGGUUGCAAUAAAGUUGGAAUGUGUGAAAACCAAACAUCCUCAGCUCCACAUCGAGAGUAAAAUCUACAAAAUGAUGCAGGGUGGAGUGGGUAUUCCCACAAUUAAGUGGUGUGGAGCUGAAGGGGACUACAACGUUAUGGUGAUGGAGUUGUUGGGACCGAGUCUUGAAGAUCUCUUCAAUUUUUGUUCAAGGAAAUUUAGUCUCAAGACAGUCCUAUUACUUGCUGACCAAAUGAUUAGUCGAAUUGAAUAUAUUCACUCUAAGAACUUCAUCCACCGAGAUGUGAAGCCAGAUAACUUCUUAAUGGGCCUGGGGAAGAAAGGCAAUCUUGUCUACAUAAUAGACUUUGGACUAGCAAAGAAGUAUCGAGAUGCUCGAACUCACCAACAUAUUCCAUAUCGUGAAAAUAAAAACUUAACGGGAACUGCCCGUUACGCAUCCAUCAACACUCAUCUUGGAAUUGAGCAAUCUCGCAGAGAUGACUUGGAGUCCUUGGGCUAUGUACUGAUGUAUUUUAACCUGGGCUCCCUCCCCUGGCAGGGACUGAAAGCAGCAACAAAGAGGCAGAAAUACGAACGUAUCAGUGAAAAGAAAAUGUCUACACCCAUUGAGGUUUUGUGUAAAGGAUAUCCUUCUGAAUUUGCCACAUACUUGAAUUUCUGCCGUUCUUUGCGUUUUGAUGACAAGCCGGACUAUUCCUAUCUAAGGCAAUUAUUCAGAAACCUUUUUCAUCGGCAAGGAUUCUCCUAUGACUAUGUAUUUGACUGGAACAUGCUGAAAUUUGGUGCAAGCAGAGCAGCUGAAGAUGCUGAACGUGAAAGGCGGGAACGAGAGGAAAGAUUAAGACACACACGAAAUCCAGCUGUACGUGGAUUACCCUCCACUGCUUCUGGCAGGCUAAGAGGAACACAAGAUGUAGCUCCUCCUACUCCCCUUACCCCAACUUCACAUGCUGCCAACACCUCUCCUCGGCCAGUAUCCGGUAUGGAAAGAGAAAGGAAAGUGAGUAUGAGAUUGCAUCGUGGUGCCCCAGUCAAUAUCUCCUCAUCUGAUUUAACAGGCCGACAAGAUACCUCUCGCAUGUCAACUUCGCAGGUGAUGUUCAUUCAUGGAAAUGCUUGACAUUAAGCCUGAAUGAUACAGGUGUAAAGAAAUUUUUAUUAUUACCUUGACAGCAAUGAGAGGAUACAAAAUUCUAGAGGUGCAGCAUUUUAACCUACUAUUAGGGGAUUUAGCUCCUUGACUCAUUGAGUUUCUUAUAUCUGUUAUCAGUGAAGAAGCAGUGUAAGAGUCAGUAGUGAAUCUUGUUUCCAAAUCAACAGAGCAGACAAUACAGAAAAGGCAAGAAGCAUUUGGUGAAGGUGCAAUAGUGAAGAAAGUUGUAGUGCAGUGUUCUUAAUUCAGAGCCCAUAAGAGGCCACAUGCAUGGAUGAUGGAUAUGUUGCAGAAGGCUCAUUUCAAGAGAGUGGCAGGAGGAUAAAUGAUAAUUAUUCAUAGUCAGCACUGAAAUCAUCCUUGCUGCUCACAGUGACUUUGCAAAGAAAUUUUAGGAGUCUUUCUUUUUAGGGCUAACAGUGUUAAAUGUAUUUCUAGCUCUGUGCUGUAGCUAAAACAUUCCUUCCUCAACAUAUUGACAGUCUUGUCCCAAACAGUGUGUGGCUUGGCUUUGUACAAUUUACUUUCAGUCUUACUUACGAAAUGGAAAUCAGCCAAUCUAUAGACAUUCUGCAAUAUUUCUUGGAAAGCAGUAUAUUAGGGGGACUAUUGCAGUGACCUAGGGGUUUUUCCAUCAUGCCUCACUACUGUGCAGGACCUCUAACUGCAUAAUUUUUGCCAGGGACUUGUUCCUUGUUGUCCGAACACAUUGACAAAAAAUUAACUUGGUUCCUUUUAGCUUCAUCUUUUAAUUGGCAGCGUUAAUUACUUUUGGAUAGUACAUGUUCUUAUGUAUGAAAUCUUUCUGCUUGAAAGAACAGUUUUUUAGAUGGGGGCCAAGUGGAUAUGUAUAAUGAAGACUGAGAGUGAAAUGGGUUGCAGAAACAAUUCCAUUGUGAUAAAAGCAAAGUGGGGUUUGGGGCAGAGGGGGGUUUGAGCUGAAUGAGUUGUUUCACCAUGUAGCUGCACAGAUACUUGUGCUUGCACAAGGGAUGAACAGUUCAGGAGCAGAAAUGACUGGGCAAGAAUAGGGUAUAGGUGAGGUUUUCUGUACUGGCUUUGGUACAAGUUUCACCAUCUUAUAUUGUUCACUGAACUGCUGUUCUUGCCACCAGAAAUUCUCACGUUGAAGUAUUGUAAAAUAGUUUAAAAACAAAGAGGGGACAAUUGUGCAUAGUUACGGAUCUUGUAAAUUUGCAGAAAUACCUAUUAGAAGAAUGUAAGGUGCAGCGAGAGUGUUUGCAGCAAUAUCCAGUGAAUGGACGGUGAAGAGUGGGCACAAAUUGAAAUACAGGAAAUUCCAUUUAGACAUACAGAGAAACUUUUUUACUAUGAAGGUGGGCAGGGACUAACAGAUUGCCAGUUGUGGAGUCUCCAUUUUCCAAAUUACUUGGAGCCCAACUGGACAUUGUCCUGAGUGGCCUGCUCUAGUUGACUGUGCUUUGGGCAGUGGGAUUUGGCUACAUGAUUUCCAGGGGUCCUUUUUGACCUUGGAUAUUCUGUGAGGCUGUGAUGCAGACUUCUCCCUGAACAUUUACUUUAAUAUCAAGAUGGUUUCUUGGCAAAGUGUGUAUGCCAGGUCUUUGGCAUUCUGAGCAAAUCUCAGAUGCUUUGUCUCUGUUAAGAGUCAGAUAAAUGAGUUACAGUAGUAACAGACAGAAAUGCAGCAAUGCCACUUGAUUGUUUUAGGUGCAAGUACAUCUUUAAUGUAUUUGCUAUGUUCGUGACGUGUCACUUGUUGUGCAGGUGACACUAUUGUAAACAUUUCAAGAUACAAGUAAUAAAAUUGGGCUUGUGGAUCCAUUUUGGUUCUGCCUGGCCUGUAGAAUGUAAAUACUGUGAGGGCAGUUUUCUGAGUGGUCUUCAAACAUCCAGAUGUGUAAUUUGUGAUAUGGACCAACAGUUCCAUCUGGCUUAAUGGCACGUUCCAUACCUGCUGUUUUUAACACUCUGCUCCAAGUAUAGGAUCGCUUGGUUGACUUCUUUACAGUCUCAAAAGUGGCCUAGUCAGGAUCUUCUCUUAAGUUUGUUAGAACUAAUAAUUCAUUGACUGCUGUAUUCAUUUAGUUCUUAAGAAAGUGAACCAGUGCUGUUAUCUACUCAUGGUGACCAAAUAAGUGUGUAACUGUAGUGUAAUUUGAACAGAUUCCCGUGGGCCUGUUGCAGUUGGAGGGAAAGAGAGAUUUGCUGGGGGAAUGAGUUGGAUUGGAAGGGGUCUUAAAGAUCACCUCAUUCCGACUUCCCUGCCAUGGGCAAAGAACCUUCCAGUAGGCCAGGUUACUCAGAACCUCAUUCAGCCUGGCCUUGAACAUCUCCUAAGAUGGGGAGUCCACGACCUCUGUAGGCAACCUGUUCUAAUGCCUCACUGCCCUUAUAGUAAAGAAUUUCUUCCUAAUGAAUGAAUCUACCAUCCUUCAAGUUAAGGCCAUUCACCCUUGUCCUGUCACUACGUGCACUUUUUACAUGCCAUGUGAACAGCCCCUCUUCAGCCUUCUUAUAAGCUUUGGGUACUGCAGGGCUACUCUUAGUUCUCCCCAAAGUCUUCUCUUCUUCAGGCUGAACAGCCCCAACUCUCUCAGCCUGUUUUCAUAGGAGAGGUGCUCCGGCCCUCUUGUCAACUUAGUGGUUCUCCUCUGGACUCAUUCUAGCAUUGUCAGUAUUGUUCUUGUGUUGGGGGCCCCAGACCUGGACACAGUACUCCAGCUGGGGUCUCACAAGAGCAGAAUAGAGGGCAAGAAUCCCCUCUCUCGAGUUGCUGGUCACUUUUCUUUUGAUGCAGCCCAGGACGCGAUUGGCUUUCUGGGCUGCAGGUACACAUUGGCUGAGUCAUGUUGAGCUUCUAAUCCAUGAACACACCCAGGUCUUUCUCCCCACAGCUAAUUUUGAUCCAUUCUUCACCCAGCCUGUACGUAUGCUUGCGGCUGACCUGACCCACAUGCUGGACUUCGCGCUUGACCUUGUUGAGCUAUGUGCAGCUCCCAGAGACCCACUUAUCAAGUUUGUUAAGGUCUCAUUGGAUGGCAUCCCUUUCCUUACAGCAAACUGACUGCACCACACAGCUUGUUGUUGUCAGCAAAUUUGCUGAGGUACACUUCUUUCCACUGUCCAUGUUGCUGACAAAGAUUUUGAACAGCAUCGGUCCCAAUACUGAGGAACAAACGCCACUCUUCACUGUUUUCCACUUGGACAUCGACUCACUGACCACAGUUCUUUGAGUGCAACCAUCCGGCCAGUUCCUUAUCCACCAAGUGGUCCAUGUGUCAAAUCUGUGUCUUUCCAAUUUAGAGACAGGGAUAUCAUGCAACACAGCAUCCAGUGCUUUGCACAAGUCCGGGUGGAUGACAUGUGGCUCUUCCCUCGUCCGCCGCUGCUUAGACGAACCAUAGAAGGUUGCUGAAUUUGUUUGGCACAAUUUACAUUUAGUGAAGCUAUGUUGUCUAAGACAAAAUCACCUCCUUGUUCUCCACGUGCUUUAGCAUAGUUUCCAAGAGGAUCUGUUACAUGACUUUGCCAGGCACUGAGGUGAGACUGGCCUGUAGUUCCCUGUGUCAUAUUUCCCUUUAUAAAACUGGGGGUUUUGGUUUCCCGUUUCCAGUCAGAGGGAUCUACACUGGACUGCCAUGACAUCUCAAAUAUGAUGGAUAGUGGUGUAGCCAUUUACUCAGCCCGAUUUCUCAGAACCCAUGGAUGGAUGGAUGUCAUCAGGUCCCACAGACUCGUGCACUUUCAGGUUCCUUAAAGAGUCCCAAACCUGGUCAUCUUCCACAGUGGAUGGUUCUUCAUUUUCCCAAUCCCUGCCUUCACCUCUGCAAUUUGGGUGAUGUGGCUGAAACACUUUAUUCAGACUAUAGCUUGUAACACUGCAACUUGAGCUUGCUAGAGAAAAUUCUCUUUUCAUUUUCCCAGUUGUCACUCUCAUCCAGCAGGCAGGAUGAUGCAAGUUGCAGGUGUUGAUAGAUUAUGCUCUUUACAGUUUUCAUAAUACUAAAGUAGCUCUUCUGUAAUCAAAGUUUAUCCUUAGAUGUUAGCCAGGUCAACAGUUAGAGCCAUGAGUUUCCCAUUAUCUUUAUACCUUGUUCUUAGGAAAACCUAAAGUAUCCGAGUUACAUGGUAAAGUCAUUAAAGCAAAUUUUGAUUGGAGAGAUGUAAGAAUAUAGAGUCAUCUGUAUCUCUUCUUAUCAAGAGAAUCAUAAAGAAUAACAAUUGCUUGUCCAUGUCCAUUCCAAGUGUGCCAGUUUCCUUAGUAAGUCUUAAGUAAAUAUACUACCACAGGUCCUUUUUCAGGGAGUGCUUAAGCCAUACUCCUGGUAGAAAGCAACAUUUAGCAUUUACCAUGUAUAUCUACAGACUUGUUAGAGUUCUUAUUUAUAACUUGAUACGUUAGUUUUGUUACUUCAUUUACUUUAUGCUUUGGUUUGGUAAGGCAGCGAUGCAUCUGUAAUCUCCACCUCUAUUCAUCUAGAGGAAAUGCUGCUGCUUGUUAAAUUCCAGACAAUUAAAUGGACAGAGGUUACACAGACAAGGAAAGCUACUUGCCUCUAAGUAGAGUUCUUAAAGAUGACUACUCCAUGUGUUUAUCUUUCUUUUUUCCAAACUGAAUUCUGAUCAAAUCAGACUGAAACUGAAAAACCAAGGCUGUGAAUGCAAAUUGUAGGAACUGGAGUUCUCUUGUGAAAACUAGGCAUUCUCAGAGAAAUUUAAUGCUCGUGGAAAAAUGGUAAUUGGUAAGCAUAGCAAAAUAGGUGUGUCAUUCCUGGCAUCCAAGACGGUGUCCGCAUAGCACCUAAGUCAUUCUCCUUAUAAAAGACAUGCAGUUUCUAACACUAAGUAAUGAGCAUUUAUUGGAGUAACAACUACUCCAAAGUUAUUGGAGUAACUGUGUUAAGAAAUGGCUCAUGAAACUUAAGUGUUUCUAAUGAAAUUAUGUAAAUUCUAUGGCAUAUGUUAUUCAGUACUUUUCUGGAUUAUAUGAAGUGAAUGCAACAGCAAAAAACCUGCAUAUUGUGAGUUCACAGUGAUAAACAUCAGUGGGAACUGAUGUGUAUACCUGCAGUACUCCGAAUUCUGUCUAGGAUGAAGAAGUAGAGGCUGUUUUCCUGAAUGGGGGAACUGUAUCUGUGGUAAUUAAUGACUGAGGAGGCAGAUCUAAUGUUGGAGAGGUUAGUGUGGUUUCCGUAAUGAAAAGGCACAAUUUCCUCCUUGAAUCUAUGUAUGAUGCAGUAAUGAACAGACGUGGAGAUGUUGUUUUGUGUUAUUAGUAAGAUGGAUUGGGAGAACAGAUUGUACAGUGUAAGAGUUUCAAAUCUACUUCCUUCAGUUUGUACAAAAAGCUAAGAAAAUGUUUUGAGUGAGUUGGUGUAGUGUUGGACACAAUGAUUUUAAGAGGAAUUAAUGUUUAAGGAGAAAACAUGUGAAGAACCUAUUGCAUAAAAUUAAAACUACUCACAAGUAAAGAAAGGCAAAAUAGAGGUCUAAGUGAAAGUAGUUACCUACUGAAACAACUUCUAAAAUAAGUAGGUCAUCAUCUCUCCUCGCUGCCUUUGCAUUGAUACUGGAUUCAUUUCUAAGUGGUGUGUUCAAGUUUAAAGCAAGCCUAAAUUACAGCUCUAUGUGGAAAGUGUUAGACAGAAAAUCAUACCAGAUGUUAAAAGAUCCUUCUGCUCUUAAACUCUCUAAGUGAAUUGUUCCCUAAGUCUCCUUUACACAAAGUUUCUAAACAUUAAGAGGUGUAGUAAAUGAGGUAAUGAGUAUUCUAGUAAAAACUACUUUGAAUCAGUUCUGCUGGUCCACAUGCACAGACUGCAUCCUGAAAGCAGUGAUCAUCUCAAGAUCUAGUUAUGGGUGAGUAGUCUUCAUUUCCUUCAACAAAAGGUUCAGUCUGACUGCUCGUGGUUACGCAGUAAGUUGUUUAAUUUUUUUUUUCUUGAAUGUAGAAUGUUCAGCACCCAACAGUCAAAGCUGUGGCAAAUUCCCAUAGAUAAUAGAGGUAUUCUCUGUAGUUUGAAGGAAGGAUUGAAAUGCUGCACAAAGUAAUAUUUGAUUAAGUCUCUUUGAUGGAAGAAGUUUUUAGAAGACUAUAGCCAACAGUGGCAUUGAAUAACUUAAGUGUUGUGCCAUACUUCCAGUGCUUCUUCAUUUUCCAUUUCUGCAUCCACAAAUCUUUCUCCACGUAUCCAUCUUAAUAGGCAUCAUACUCUGCAUUGUUCUUCUGACUCUGUCAGCUUCCUUUGAGGAUUAAUGAUUUGUUUCUUUUACGUGCCUCUUAAUAUGAUAGAAAUGUCUUACAGAAAUCUGAAAUCAGAGCUUCUCAAAAGAUAGAGUUGCUACAGCAAGUUCAGGUUGGAUUUUUGUUAAGACAUCUUUAUAUAUUGGGGCAGUGGAACUGUUAAAAAUUGCUGUCUUUUCCCCUACCUCAGAAUAGCAUUCCUUUCGAACACCAUGGCAAGUAGCUGCUCGUCUCCUUUCGUUGGAAGGCAGCACUGGAUUCCUGCUCGGGUUACUACCAGUGUUCUCCAGUCUGCUGUGCACCGAUGAAAAUUAUUUUGCCAUGGAGGGCAGAUAAUGCAUGGCUGAUCUCCCAUGUUACCAAUGGCUUUACUAGCAAAUAUACCCUAAACUAGAGCGGAAAUUUGAGUUCUCCAUGUGACCUAAAAGGCUCUUGGAGGAACAUGCAGAGACUCCAGCAGCUGCCAUUACAGGACGCUUUUGCCAGAAACCCAAUGACCUUAAGAGAACCCUGUGGUAACAGGGCUGGAAAAGAAAGAUGGUUUACAGAGUUCACCGCCUGUUACUGGAUGGCCAUUUCAGUUUUCCCUCCACAGGCGGCAGACUUUACUCCCUUUUUAUUAUUCUACUGUAACUAUAAAUCUUUUACUUGGUUUAAGAAAGGUUUUGUAUCAUUUUGCUAAAAUUAUUGGCUUACUUCUCUGUAAAGAACUCUUGCUUUUGUCUGAUUUAAAAAUGUAGAGUAUAAACAAACCUGAACUAAAAAUAAUUACUUGAAAUUUCUUGUUUAAAAGAUUAGUCUGCCAGGGAACAUGUAAAUGAAUCAAAACCAUCUGCUGUUAUUUAAAUUGUUUACUUUCAUGUAUUGUCCCAUUCUGAAUCGGUUUUCUCAUGAAAAUUUUAAAACUGUUAGAAGUUUAUUUUACUGUUUGCUGUCUUCAUUCACACUGGACAUUUAACUUUCUGUGUAGCACAAAUGAAUUUUUUACUACUCAUUGUGUUUCAUAGAAGAGGGUAACUAAAUACCUUGCAGGAGAGUCUUAAGUAUAGUAGAGAUUGUAAUGAUUAAUUUCUUUUUUGUAAAGAACAUUAAGAACAAAGUGAAAGACUGACAUUUGAGGGAUUUAGAAUUAGAAAGCUUGUUCUGUCUCUCUGCUUAGUUUGGGUGAAUGGAUACUUUCAGACAUUAUUUUUACUCAGAAAAUUUUGUUUCCUCUUUGCUGAGACUGGUUAGCUUGGAGACUAUUACAAGUGCAAAAUAGACGUUGCUGCUGAAUCUUCAUUGAAUUUACAUGUUUCAUUCAGUAUCCACAUGUUUAUAAAUAACUACAUUGAUUUAGGCCUUCUGUUACAUGCCAAGACUCAAAAAAGGAAUUCUUACACAAAAAAAUCCUAAACAACAUCCCCACAAACAUAGUAACCUAUUCUUGCCAUAAAAUCCUGAGAAUUUUUACAAUUCAGAUGCGUAUCGUAUUUAAUUCUUAAAUAUAUUUAACCUGAGAAUGCCCAGAGUCAUUAUCUAGGCAUGAAUGACUCAACAUGCUCAGGUUGUUGCAGGUGUUGUUGGCUCCUGUUGGUUGUGAAAUAUGGGAAAUUCUUCAUAGUGUCUGUUACUGUAAAUGGUCUCAUAAAAGUACGUGUCCUGUCCUUAUGGUACUUUGAACAGUGCCAGAACUCUUGUGACUGAAAUUAUGGGAGGUUCUGUGCUGGAAAGUAUGUACAAAGAUUUUGUUUGAGCAGUUCGGUAUUUUGAGAAAUUGAGACAAUUUUUAAAGGUGUAUUGGUCUUCAGAUUUUUAUGGAGAGUAGGUUGUUUUUUGUUUUUUUGAGGGGUGUUUACAAAUUCUUUUUUGCCAAGUAUUAUCAUUCUUCUUUGGAUGCUUUCAUAACAUAGCUAUUUGCUUGUGUGUACUCUGGGUCAGACUGGGGAGAUGUGUGUUUGGGGAGAGUAUAGUGGAAAAGCUUGAGAAUUUGAUUGAUUGGUAAGUUUGCAUAAGAUAAUUAUUUCCUCAGUUACUAUAAACUUUGGUAUUUUAGGCAUGUGCAGUACUAUUUGAGCGGUUUUACACUUCACUGUGCUUUCCUUGUAAAUAUCUGUGGUUAAUAGUGUCAUGUUUGAGGGACUUAAAAAAGCAGCCUUUUUAUUUCCUAUGUAUCUGGACCAUUAGAUUGCUGUACUAUACUUAAAAGUUGACUGCAGACUUCUAGAAUUGUACUCACUUGUGGGCAGUUUUUGUCCUCAUAAUAGUUAAAUUCCAUCAUGCACAAAAUAGACUGUCUUUAAAAACCUGUGUAUAAACCAGUAUCUCAAAGCACUUCAUUUGUACUGCCACUGUAUUUGUGUACUUUAACAGUUGUGUAAAUACAUUCAUAAUAACUUC
Messenger RNA from Passer domesticus (house sparrow), 10108 nucleotides. It is a transcript of the gene CSNK1D, whose product is annotated as casein kinase 1 delta. Gene Ontology annotation, biological process: positive regulation of canonical Wnt signaling pathway; spindle assembly; regulation of circadian rhythm. Gene Ontology annotation, molecular function: protein serine/threonine kinase activity; ATP binding. Lineage: Eukaryota; Metazoa; Chordata; Aves; Passeriformes; Passeridae. The coding region runs from base 247 to 1470 and encodes 407 amino acids. The record is from RefSeq and is a predicted model, not a curated record. Gene Ontology annotation, cellular component: spindle microtubule; cytoplasm; nucleus. The transcript is spliced from 10 exons.